ACAUCUGCCAAAUUCGGAAAACAUCAUUUCAAAUGUAAAAUAAUGAGGAAAUUCAAAAAUUUCUCGUUGCUCAGAAAAACAUCCAAAUUAUACAGUGAAAACGAUAAUUUAAAGAUAAUUCCAAAACUACAGAAGAACACCAAGGGGACAUUCAAGUUUCUGUCUGGUGAUCUCGGUCAUUUCGAAAUCGUCCAUACCAAAGACAUCAAUACAGAAAGCCAGAUAAUGAGGAAUGAAUCAGAUUAUGGAAAUCAGAAAAUCAUGGCACGCAGAAAAGAAUUACAGGAGAAUCCAAUGAAAAAAUUGAUCAUUUUGUACAGACCGUUGGUUGAUUUGGAUAUUUUUAAUUUUCAGAAAAAUUUUAACUUCAAUUAUAAUAGUUUGUGUACGGAGUGGAACAGAUUUGUGAUGAAAAACGGGGAAAAUAAUAAUUGUACUGCAGUAGUCCCUUGGUUGUACAAUUCUAGAGCUCUAAUUCCAUAUAACAUUCAGCCAUCCAACCUCAUUUUCAAGCAGACUUCUCUGAACAACACAGCUCCUGAGCUUCCAAAUACCUUCAAAAUAGAAACAUCGGAAUAUCAUAUGCAAGAUCCAACACAAGAUUCGAAUGAAAAUUAUGACUAUUGGAAUUCAUCGAAAUUUGCCAUGAGCUUGAUCGAAAUUCUCGAGGAAACGAAAGAUGCCAAGGGAGUUCGAUCGAAGAACGAUAUAUUCUUUGACAUAUCAAGAAACUGUAAGAGUUGUCCAGCUGUUAUGGAAGUGAAAAAGUUCUCGUCAAAAUUCAUCCCAAAAAGGAAAGAAUCGAAGGUUUUGCUGUUGAGCUGUCACAAUUUCGAAAAAUUCGAAAGGACUUUCACGAGGCUCUUGGCAAAGGACAAGAUACGUUCUCUCAAGCCUCUAUUUAAAAAUUUCGAAAAUCAAGAUCAAGUGAUGACGAAACUAGAGAGAGCUUUCGUCAAUCACAAAAUGCGAAAGAAAAACAAGGAUGUGAUUAAAAGGAACGUCAUAAUGUUGCAGUCCAACCUAAUAGAAAAUAUGAAAGAACAAUUAGAUUUUAACGAGGAUUCCAGAAAGAAUGAUGACACUCAAAACCAAGCAAUUGAAAUGAUUAAUUUGAAUAUUUCGAAGGAAAACGUGAAAAAAGAAGAAAAACCCAGCAACAUAAUGAUAGUCAACGAUGAAAUCUUCAAGGGACUAGCAGAAGAAAGAAUGAACUGUGACAACUGCAAUAUUUCCGAAAUUAGAAAACAAAACAUAAUAUAUCUAAAUAACUCAAUCUUCAAGGAACUGAACAAGGAUGAGGUGAACAAAAUCUUGAGUAGGCCAUACACAAGUUACAAGAACGAAGAUCCAGAAAUUUUUGUAAGAAUACCUACGAGGCAUGUCCCGAAAAAGUUGAAAUCCUUACGACCGAAUAAAGAAUGCGAUGAAUAUGACGAAAUACCAUUGGAGAACUUGAUAGCAGUUGUUGCUGAAAAGAAGGGAUCGGAAUAUGUUCAAAGGUCCAAAAUGUGUUGGCAGGUAUUCAAAGAAUUCGAGGAAACCAUGCAAAAAGCAAAAAUUCUUAAUUUUCCAUCUCAAGAUUCACCAAGACAUGAUAACAAACAGAAAAAAACCAGAAAAUUUGAAAAACAUGAAUGUAAUAAUUCUGCACCCCCUCUGAAACCUCGCACUCAAAAAAGAUCAACGCGAGGAAAAGAAGAAAAUGAAGAAGGCGGAUCUAAACCAAAAUAUACAGAAAAAGAUUCUCACAUAAAGGCCACUCCAAAUAAGAGCAGAGCAAGAUCUGAUAAUAUUUUGAAACCUAAAAUAAACGAUAAGCCUACACCUGCAAAAUUCAUUGAGAUCACGAGAGAACCUACACUUUCAAAAGUAAAAACGAAAAAAACCAAAUCGAAUAACAAAAGUAAGACUGAUAUAAGAUCAUCAACAUUUGAAAAAGUGGGAAUCCGAAAUGUCAAUAUGAACAUAUCGACAAUGGACAGAUCAAUUGAAAGAGUCGGUAGUGGAGCACCCUCCACUAAUAAUAAGAAAUCCAGAAGCUUAGAAAAGAACAAAAUGAAAGAUGAUUUAAUAAAACCUCAAACAACUGCAACAACGAAGCCCAAAAUGGAAAAAUUAACGAAUUUAUCUGUGAAAAAAGCGAAACCGGAACCGAAACACUUGAUGAAAAAGAAGAGUGGAAGGUUGAAGAGCAUUUGGAAGAAAAAUUGUACGCCCAAAAAAGAAAUGGAAGAAUUUAUAAAUCUCAAGAAGAAUCGCAAUUUAUCUCUCAAACAACAACAUUUGUUGCUCAAGGAAGAUGAGAGUCCAGUGAUAGAAGUUUUACAUAAGAACACAAUGAAAUCUCCGUUAUCUAGUUCACAGUCCGAAUUUAUCGGAGAUCUUAUCGAAACCCCUAAAAAGAAAAAAGUGAGAAGAGCUUCAAAUUCACUGGAUAAGUUCUCGAGAAAAAUAAUGGGGUCCAAGGAUCUUGCAGAUGAAACUGAAACCCAACUGAUAAUUGAAGAACUUUUAGCAUCUUCUUUUCCCCCCGGACAACAAAAAACUCAUCAACAUACAGCCGAAAAGCCAAAGUCGAAAAUACCUAUACUUGGUACUCCAACAACCAUAAAGAAGCAAAUCGAAAAAGUUGUUGCUACGGCUUUAGCAACGAGGAAAAUCAGAGAAAAAUUCGACGAAAAUGAAUCCUUAGGUAAGAUGACUCACAAGAAAGAAAAGUUCAAAAAUAAAAACAGACCAGAAGAAGACAAAAUCAAAUCAGGCGAAUCAGAGGAAGAUGUCAACCUCGGAAGAAUUGAAAAAAAAUUUAAUUCCGAGCAGUCAGAUACCCAUCCUUAUACCGAAUCGAAGAAAGAAAAAUCGAUAUACACAGAUUCGAAAAAAGAAAUGAAGGAGAUAGAAAAAGAUAAUAGACUUCAAAUAGAUGAAAUUUUGGCUAUGACUUCAACUUCAAUACACGAAAAAAUAAACCAACAGUUCAAGCAUAAUCCGGAGAUGAAAAAAGAAAAACAAAGCGAGCAAGUCCAAGAAGAUAUAAGUGAAGAACUAGAGAAAAAAUCAUCUAAAACUGAAAAUCAUACGAAGAACAACGAAACCGAUAGGUUUGAUAAUGGCAAAAGAGAAAACGACAAUCCUGAGUCCCAACCGAAAACGCUUACUAAAUGUGUUGGAAUACAACAAGAAUUUUCAAUUUCCUCCAGUUCGACCACUACAAAAACUAAGGAAAUUGAGGAAAAGGGAAAUCAAACUAUCGGAACAGAAGGUGAAACUGGAAAAAACGAAAAAUCGAAUAGUACAAAUGCCGCACUGGAACUUAGAGAAGCUGGCGUAGAUUCAGUAAAAGGAACAGGAUUGAAUAUAGGGAGUGAACAAAAAUUCGAACUCGGAUUUGAAAAGGAAGGUGCUUCCAAAAAAGAAGUUCCAGAAAUAAAAAAUCAAAGUACGGAAAUCGAAACUUUUACUGAAAAUUUGAGCCUGACACCGGAAACUUGUUCUGGAAAAGAUGAUAAGCAAAGGGGAAAAAAUACUAUAGAUGACAAUUCGCACGGUGCAUUACAUAAAAAGGAUCAAGUGAACCUAGAGGAGGAUUCAAAUUCUAAAAAAGUGAACAUAACUAAAGCAGAGAUCAACGAAUGGCCAGAUGAUAAUUUAGAGAAAAACAGAGAGAGUUUAAGAGCAGACAUGAAGUCUACAGAUGAGGGCUAUUCUAGGGUACCAGACAAUGAGGACAUUAGAAGAAAACGACUCAUCUAUUUCGGGAAAAAAAUGAAGAAAUCUAGCCACGAAAAAGAAAUAUUCCGUUGCGGAAUGAAUAAGUCCCGAAGUGAAGUUGAAAAAACAAACAAAAGAAAUUUAUCAAAGCCUGAAAUAUUUAUAGCGAAUAACUCUUCAAACAUCGAGCAACCAACAGAUGCCGAUAACUUUGUCAAGUUGCCUAUAAAAGAACACAUUGAGGCGAGUAAAACAUCGCUUUCACAAUAUGAAAUUCCAAUGAGAACACAAAUGAGUGAAAAAAGCAUAGAAACAGAAUGUAAUCACAAGAAUUCUUCCUUAGUCACCAAAAACGAGAUCCAGCUCACCGAUAGACAGAAAACAGCAGAUCACAAAAUAAUAUUAAAAGAAUCAGUAAGUGACAAUGUCAUAAUUAUAAAAUCAGCCAGAAGAGAUUCGAAAGAAACCGUGAAAAGCACCCAAAGCGUCACAAAAUCCAUUUUGAAGCAAGUACAAAGGCAGUUGAAUUUUCUCAUGGAAAACUGUAAGCCUAAACUUAAUAACCAGGCCGUGAAGAGAUGUAGAGAAAUUGCAGUAAAGCUAAGAAAAUCCCACGAGAACCUUAUGCGUAACGUACCUGCAAAUGUAUUCAAGAUUUACCAAGAAGCCAAAAGAAUCAGCGACAAACUAUCAAACACCAACAUCAUUGCGAAAACAUCUCAGGAAAUUAUCAGCAAGUUUACGAACACUUACGUCAAAAGAACCACAGACAGUGGAAGUCAAAUAAAGCUCAAAGAAACCAGAAAACUGUCUUAUAAACCAGAGAAUAAGAUUAAGUCGGUUAUAGAAAACAAAGUCACCACAAAAAUGAAACUGCUCAGAAAAUCAUCAGUAAACAAGAAUAAAAUCAAAAGGUAUUCGAGAAAGCAAGAUGAAAAAAUUUCAACUGCUUCGAAAGGCAAGUGGAAGGAAGGGAACUUAUCGCCAUCAACAUCGAUUUCAGAUAUGCGAAAUCGAUCUAUCGGUUCUCUAUUCGCCGAUACUGUCGCUUCAGCUUUAGCAAAAUGCGGAGAUAUGGAUAAAAUCAUGAGCAAAUAUUCAGACUCCCAACAUAAACUGACGAGAGAUCGAAAAAUCAACAAAACUAGGACGGCAGAAAAUGUCGAAGAUUUUUCUAAACGAGAUGAAAAUAAAGUGGUUCUUCAGAAGGAGGACGAGUUUCUGAUGAGCGAUGGCGUUAGAAAAUUAGUUUUUCAUGUGACACUGGAGAAAAAUGACCAUAAGACGAACGGCGAAGAGUGGAAAUGUUUUUCGAAAGCUGUUCUGGUUAAGAAAUCUGACGAAGAUCGUGAGAAUCAAUUCAAUAAGGACAAUCAGACUAAGGGCUCUACCGAAAUUGAUGACGGCAUUCGAAAAAAAUCUAAGGUCCAGCAUUCGGUUCCCGACGAAUCUGGUGAAUAUGAUAAAUCAAGAGAGGACAAUGCUGCUAACUUCAGCAGAACAAUUUUCAACACUCAAGAAGAAGCAGAAGCUCUACAAAAAGCAAAAGAAGAUCUGACAACUCUGAAGAUGUUACUCCAAAAAGAAAGAGCGAAAACUGAGGACGAUAACUGCAACUCUGAAGAUAUAACUGAAUGUGCUAAUUUUAAAAUGUACAUCCAAGAUAAAGAUGUGCCCAAAUCGUUGGAAGACCUACAUAGGGACAUAAUUUCCGAUAGAUUAGGAAGAUCUGCAGAAGGUUCCACUCCACCUCCUCCCCCUUCAUUUGAAGACAUCUCCUCUGAUGAAGAAAAACUAUUGAAUAUUGAAUGUUCUAAUCAUGCUUACCCUUCUCGAACUGUUCAUUUGGAGGAAAAAUCUGAAGAUAACGUGAUUGAAAAACUUGGAAAUAUUUUGGAAAACAAAAAUAAUUUUGCCAUAAAUUCAAAACAUCAAAUUCAAAAAUACUUGAAACUCAGCGAUAAUGAAGUAAUUAAAGAAACUAUACCAGAGGUUUUCGUUACCCCACUAAGCUCUAACACGGACUUGACUAAGAACCCCGAUCAACUAGAAGUUAAACCCUUGGAAUCAUUGAAAGUUUCGGAAUUAUUACCACUCUUCGACAAGAAAACGGCUUUAAGUUCAUGCGGAAAAACUGACAUUGAUCAAUCGAUUUCGAUAUCCAACGUAACUUCGGAAAAAUCGACGAGAAUACAUCCAGAAGAGCAGCCAGAAAAAUUAACGAGGAAAGAAGAAAUCGAACGCUCUUGCAAGUUGAGCAACCAUCCGAACUCGCUCGUAUGCAGAGAAAGAAAAAACAUUGUGAAAACCAUUCUCGACAAAUGCGAGACCCUAGAACAGAAAGUCGAGAACGUGCUCAGGAAUGGGAAUAAGGUGGAAAAUUUAAAGGAAAUAUACACGGAUCUUGAGCGCAUGGGAAACUGCAUCUUGAAGACCGUUUCCUCCAAGGAUGAAUUGUCAAAGGAAACAUGCACAGUGCCCAAAGUUAACGCCAACAUGAAUCCCACCAGAACAUUCGCAACAGCUUACUCCAGCAAGAGCUACUCUAGAUUCAGAGAUCGAAAGGCUGAAGGAAAAGAGAAGAAGAAAAAAGAGGAAGAAGACUUCAAAGUAUUGGAAGAGAUUCAUGGCGAAGCCUUAGAGAACGAAAUGUACUUCGGAACUGAAAGUAAAAGGUAUAAAAAAGAUCCACAGAAUAAGGCACAAGCUAUAAAGGCUCCAAAGAAAAAUUCAAUCUACCAUGAAAUAGUGAGAAUGAGCGAACUCAAUGAUUUCGAAAUAAACAAAUCGAAAGAGAUUGGAGAGAUCCAUGAAAAAAGUCACUUUAUUGCAACAGAUAACGAACAGCGAAAGUUACAGGCGGAAAAGACAACCAAACUAGAUGACAUCGAAACUGCAGCGACGGGCCCUUUAAAGCAUAACAAUCUAGACGUUUCGCCGAAUUCAAAAUCAAAAACAGUAGACAAGGAACAAGAGGAAACAUUCCUUUCAGAUGAUACGGUAGAAACAGUCGUUUUCGAAGUGAAAACAACCCAAAUUUCUGAAGAGUCCGCCGAACAAACGAAUGUGAAAGAUAGUGGUGAAAAAAUAAUAAUUUCAGAAACUGCAGAAAUACUUCAAGAGAAACAAAGUGACAAUUUCGAGAAAGGCGACAGUGAAACCUCUGGAAUAAUUCAAGAUGUAGUUCAGAAAGAUGAAGGUCUCGCAGGCGCUGAGAUGACUGAGAACAAUCUACCCAUCCCCAGGAAACACAAAAUCUUGGAAAAAUUCGCUGCAAUCAGUCAAGAGCCAGAUUCCCCCAUAUUCAGGAUAAACGACGAACUUACUUUUGACAGGGCGCAAAAAAGAUUCGAAAAAAUGACUCCAAAGACUAGAAGGAGUAUCCCGAAGACACCCACCUCAAAGAGAGACGGAGAGCCUAGGAUGAUCUUACGUCUUUCCCCUUCCAAGGAACUCUACACACCUCCAAAGUCGAAGAAGAGCGAUAUCGACUUGAAAAAAUUGCUACUUGAAAAUCCGAAGGCCCUGAUGCAGAUAGCGUCGGAGAUUCUGAGCAAAAAUCAGUAUCUGAAAUUCCUUAUGGAACUGCGAUCGACGAAGGAAUUGAAGGAGUAUUGGAUGACUAAAAUUAAGGAAGGAAUUGCCUCAUCCAAAACUCUGAAUGAUCUGAUAAAAGUGAUAAAUUACAUGAAAGUCAAAACGGACCAGAAAGGUGCUAAAAGAGAUUCUGUAGAUUGCGCACAAAAAACGUCAGAAGACAGUACUGAAAAAAUAGAACAUUCGAAAGAAAGUGAGCAAGGAUAUGAAACUGAGAAUCGGCCAGUUACAAGAGGAUCUUCAGGUUCUCUCUCUAAUAAAUCGGACUUAGGGUUGAAAGAGGAUAGAACCAGUCUCGAACUUGAAAUGGAUAACCAAAAACCCAAGACUGGACAAUCCAAUUUGAGGGCGAAACGAAAGAAAAUGCUGAAAAAUGAGAGUAAACAUGACGCAAGUAGUCGAAGAAACAUCAGCUUCCAACAUAAAGAUACCUACGACCAUCCAGAAUUCGGUUCUCUUCCUUACACCCUUGCGAAAUAUUUGGACAGCCCUCUACGAAAAGACGAAAGUAGCGUUGAAAAUUCUUUGGAAGGAACGGAAGUCUCCAAUUGUUUUUUAAUCGAGUCUAUAGAUGAAAAAAGGUUGUCACAUGAAGAGAAGAUGGACGAGGAAGAAAACGAAGAUAAAAUGAGAAUUGAUGUUCUGAAACAAACAAAAUAUGCAAGGGGUCGGCCUGGAAAUAUUCUAUCUGAAUUGAAAAAUGAACAAGUGAAUUAUGUUAAAAAAGAGAACAAGGAAUUAGAAACAAAUAAAAGUUUUCCUACCAAAUACGAAAGAAAUAAUUGUAUGCAUGGUCAUCAACACCAGGGUGUUUGUCACGAGAAAAUUUGUUGUGGAAUGGAAAAAAUAAGUGAGGCCUCAGUCGGCAAUCAGAGGGAUUCAGAUGGUGAUGUAAACGACAAGAAAGAACAGCAAACAGCCAUAGUUUUACCUGGAAGGGAACCCAUAAAGAUAUCGUUGAUCUCCGAACAAAUCUCAGGAUUUCCAGCUAGUUCGAUGAAGGCAAAAUCCGUAAAAAACGCCUUAGACAAUUUGUCGGACGUAUUGUCCAACUGUAGCAGUCCGGUAUCAUCCCUAUGCAGCGACGGCACCCCUUAUGCUUUAAGAAGAAGAACUCCUCAAAAACCUGGAUUCAAGAGGAGCCAUAGAGGCGAAAUACUGCAGCGAAACUCUACUUAUGGCACCAAUUCCGAAAAUAUUCAGAAACCGCCUCAACGACCACCUACAGUUCACGGUCUCAACCUGAAAAAAAUCGAUAAUCCACUGAAAAAGUUCGUGCGGAACCACGACGAAAUACAUAAAGCGAAAAUGACAGAACAAAUGUCGAACAUAGAGGAUUCACCUAAGGAAGACAGAAAGAUUCGAGUUAUCAAAACUAAAUCUUUGUCCGAGGUGUUGAAGGAGGAUCCGAACAUCCUGAAAAAAUUCCGGCAGAGGACGAUGGUAGACGUUAAUGCAGAUCAAACGGAGGAAGCAACUAAAAAAUUCGAGUACAGAUUCCACGAUUUCAGGAGGAAGGAGGAUAAAUGUUUGGAGAUAAAUGCGAAAAGGCAAGAAGAGCAGAAGAAGGACCUCUUGGAAAAGUUCAAGUGUCUCAUACAAGCCAGAAAAGUGGCCACCGAAAGAACCAGGCAAAACAUGAAACCAAACGAGAACCAACCUAUUCAACCCAAAGUUUUCUCGAAGAUCCUGGAGAAAAUAAACUAUUUCAAAGAGUUGGAAGAUCCUCCAGACGAUGAAAAGAGAACCAUAACAUCGGAUAAGAACUCGGUGUCUCCAAAAGAAGGGCUUCAUCCGAAAACCAAAUUUGGCAACCGCAGAUUCUUGCACACGAAAAGGAAACAGGUGAACGAAGAUGAGCUGUUGACGUGGGUGCAGGAGCAUCCAGCUGCUCCUGGGAAGAACAUUGGCACAGGAAAUGAGGAUAGGUGCGAUGCGAAGAAGCAGAAUAUUAUUCAUAUACCCUGGACACCCACUUGUGAAGUUGACGCUAAGAAUUGACUGGAUUCGUUGGCGUAAUGUUGAAAUUUUUGUGAUUGUACAAAGAAUUUCCGAGUUGAAAAUAAAGAUAUUGUCAUAUGC
Molecule: messenger RNA, 9393 nt
Organism: Coccinella septempunctata (seven-spotted ladybird)
Lineage: Eukaryota; Metazoa; Arthropoda; Insecta; Coleoptera; Coccinellidae
Exons: 4
Coding region: 43-9312 (3089 amino acids)
Source: RefSeq, a predicted model, not a curated record